GCCACUCCCGGCGGGACGGGGCGGCCGAAGGGGCAAAACGCGGUCGCGAUGGGGAUUGGCUGUCGCCGCGGCAACAUGGCGGCGCCCGCGGAGCCGCGCUGAGCGGGAAGGAGGCGGCGGCGGUUCCUCCUCGCCGCGAUGUGGAGCGGCUGCCGCCGGCUGCUGUGGGGCCGCCCCCCGCCGGCCCGGUUCCCUCGACCGCCUCCUGCCGCUGCUGGGAGCGGCCCGGUGGGGCCGGGCGGGGGUCGGGCCUACGCCCCGCCGGCAGAGAGGAAGAGGUUUUACCAGAAUGUGAGCAUCUCUCAAGGAGAAGGAGGCUUCGAAAUAAACCUGGACCAUCGGAAACUGAAAACACCCCAGGCCAAGCUCUUCACUGUGCCCAGCGAGGCCUUGGCCAUUGCAGUGGCAACAGAGUGGGAUUCCCAGAAAGACACCAUCAAGUUCUACACCAUGCAUCUGACCACCCUGUGCAACACAGCACUGGACAAUCCCACGCAGCGGAACAAAACACAGCUGAUCCGUGCAGCUGUGAAGUUCCUGGAGACCGACACUGUCUGCUAUCGUGUGGAGGAGCCGGCUGCUUUGGCAGAGCUGCAGAAGAAUGAGUGGGAUCCCAUUGUCGCCUGGGCUGAGAAAAGGUACAAUGUGGCAAUUGGCUCCUCAACCAGCAUCCUGGGGCCAAACAUCCCCGCCAGCACCAAGGAGACCUUCAUCAGCCAUCUGGCGUCCUACAACAUGUGGGCCCUGCAAGGUAUAGAAUAUGUAAUCACCCAGCUGAAAUCUCUGAUUCUGUCCAUGGGUCUGAUUGACAGGCACAUUACAGUCGAGAAAGCCGUGCUUCUGUCUCGUCUGGAGGAAGAAUACCAGAUUCAGCGCUGGGGCAACGUGGAGUGGGCCCACGACUAUGAUCUGUGCGAGCUGCGUGCUCGCACAGCAGCUGGGACUCUCUUUGUUCACCUCUGUUCAGAGAGCUCGACUGUAAAACACAAGCUGUUGCAGGACUGAGGCUGCUGGGCUGGGCACAGGCGGAAAAUGCCAGGCUGUGAAUUGCUGGUGUGACCCAGGGGCUGGUAACCACCCUCCUGCCACUGCUCCUUCCCCGCGAUCAGCCUUGUGCUGAGCGACUGUGACUUUUGUGGGCAGCUCCUCACUCGGGCCGCCUGCCGCAGCGCUGCGCCAGCAGUUUUGAGCCCACAAGGAGAAAAGGUCAAGGUGAGCUUCUUCUGCAUCCCCAAGACAGCAGCUCUGACUGUCACCGAUGUCUGUAACUCAUCAGAGGAGCUCCCACGAAAGAAACGCCUUCCCGGGCAGGGCACGGCACAGACAUACCCAGCAUAUGCCACAUGUCUUCAUAGCUGCCAGCUCCUGACACACACUUGUUAUGGAAAUCUGAAAACAGACUCCAUUGCAUCUGUUCUUCAUCCCUCAGCGUGCCUGUAUGUAACACCAGGGUCUCUGAUUAAAGGCACGCCCCUGCUCGAUACCGAAA
Columba livia (rock pigeon) is the source of this 1489-nucleotide messenger RNA. It is a transcript of the gene ATPAF2, whose product is annotated as ATP synthase mitochondrial F1 complex assembly factor 2. Lineage: Eukaryota; Metazoa; Chordata; Aves; Columbiformes; Columbidae. The record is from RefSeq and is a predicted model, not a curated record. The transcript has 8 exons. Bases 139 to 1005 code for a protein of 288 amino acids. Gene Ontology annotation, biological process: mitochondrial proton-transporting ATP synthase complex assembly. Gene Ontology annotation, cellular component: mitochondrion.